Molecule: messenger RNA, 4452 nt
Organism: Closterium sp. Yama58-4
Lineage: Eukaryota; Viridiplantae; Streptophyta; Zygnematophyceae; Desmidiales; Closteriaceae
Source: the annotation of a GenBank genome assembly
AUGACAGCCACGGCGUCGGAAGUGACGUGGGUGGUGGAGGUGACCAAGUACAAGGACGUCAGCAAGGAUGCGCUCUCCGUCGCCAUGGCGGAUCUCGAAACUGAGGUGUCGCGGGGAAAUGGACCUAUCACUAUCCUUCUCGUCCACGUCAUGACUGAGGUCCCGUGUUCCCGCGGAAUGGACCUGCCGGCGAGCGAGGUGGAUCCGAAGACGGCGCUGGAGCACGGCCGCCGCCUCGUCGAGGUCAUGCUGCGCCCGCUGCUCGCGCACGCCAAAACCAAAAAGGUGCACUGCAACGCGUCCAUUGAGCGCAACGACCGCCGCGAGCUGGGGCUGUGCGCUGCUGCGCGCCGAGCCAAGGCGCAGCGCGUCUACGUGGGCCUGCGCAAGAAGCUGCUGGGGUGGUCGGCAUCAGCGUCAGCACACUACGAGGCGGGGCUGCCGCCGUCAUGCCUGCUCGUGGUGGUGCAGGGCGCCAAGCAGUAUCAGUCACUGCCGGGCUCGGGGGGGGAGGCGCCCUUCUUCGUCGUCUCCCCCAACGCCUUCAUCUUCUGCCGCUACAACGCCCCCGCCGCCCCUGCCUCUGCUGCGCCCGCCUCUGCCACCUCGGGGUCCGCCACGCCCGACUCGGAGCACCUCUCAGCGCAGCACCCCAAUCCGCACCUCAACCCGCCCUCGGUCGCCGUGCCUGGGGCGCCUGCUAUGACCGCGGCAGCGGGUAUGGGCAUGAGGGCAGGCGAGGCGGGGGGGGCAGGGCACCGCGCGUCUCCGUCGCUGUCGCAGGUGGAGGGCGCGCACGCGCUGCUGUCGCCGCAGCAUGCGCGCUCGUCCAGCGCGCGCUUCUCCCCUGCCCUUGCCGCGGUCGCCUCCGCGUCGCCUGGAGGACUGGGGGGCGUGCGGGAGUCGUGGUCGCAGGGGGCGUCUCCCAUGCUGGCGCGCGGGGGCGUGGGAGGGGCAGGGCUGGGGCCGGGGAUGGGAGCAGGAGCAGGGGGGGGCGCGAGGUUAGCAGGGACAGGCAGCCACAGCGGCGGCUUCCCCGGGGUUGCUGUGGGGGGUGUAGAGGGCGCUGCAGCGGGCGCGUGUGAUGCGCCGCCACCCCUGUGCGCCGGGGCGUGCGGGGGAGGAGGAUCGUGUGUGGAGGGCGGGGGGAAGGCGGUGGUGGUGGGGGCGGAGCAGCUGCGGCCGGGAGUGAUCUACUCGUCCGUGGAGGGCAGCGCUGAGGCUCCGGGCAGGCCGGGCAGCAGCAGCGGCAGCACCGCCUUCCCAGGGGACCUCAACGCCUCCGCACUCUCCUCUGUCCAGGAGGACCGGCUGGCGAGUCUGAGGGCCAUGAUGGCAGUGGACGCGUCCACGGGGCACUCGUCACUCGCUGCCUCCGCAUUCUCCUCCAUGGAGGUGCCCACCCUCGCCGCUGACUACUGCCCCCCUGGCGUCGCAGCAGCAGCCAUCGCUGACACGCUCGCCAUGCACCACCACCACCACGCGUACCACCACUCGCUGCUGCCCUCCCCCGCCCCGCCCUCCCUGCCGGCCGCCUCCCCCAUGGACGAGAACGACUACCAGCGCAGCCUCUCCGAUGCCGCCCGCCACAAGCCGGGCCUGCCGCCCACACGCUUCACGGCCAGGGACACAGCGAGCGGCAUGGUGGGCGGCGGGGGCCUGCGGGAGGCGGUGCGGGAGAUGGAGGGGAAUGGCGGUGUGGACGGGGGCGGGGGUGGGGGUGGCGGUGUGGGCGGGGGCGGGGGCGGGGGCGGCGGUGGGGGCAUGCGGUCGCUGCUGGCGGACGAGCUGGCGCUGCUGGAUGAGGAGGAGGAGGCCGGUGGGGGGGGAGACGAGCGGUGGGAAGGCAAGGCGGUGAGCAGCAACAGAGCAGCGGAGGCGGGUGCAGAGGCACGAGGCAACGAGAACAAGUCAGAGCGCUUCCUGUCACAGCAGCUGCGGGCGCAGCAGCUGAGUGGGCCGCAGAGUGCGCUCUCUGCCGACUCACCUGCAGAUGCCAUGCACGCGGGGGCGGGGGGGGCGGAGGCAGCGCGGCCGGUGGCGGAGAUGGAGCCGCCGGAGCAGGUGGGGGGCGCGCCCAGCAACCGCUUCUCCUCGCGCUUCUCCUCCUCUCGCCCCGCCGGCCCCGCCACCGUCUCCUCGCUGCUGCCGCCCGUCGCGGGCGGCUUCAGCACGGGCGGCGCGAGCAGUGCGCAGAAUGUGGGGGCGCACAGCAUGGGGCAGAUCGACCUGCGCGGGCUGGGGGCGGGCGGCGACGGGUUUGACUGCCGGCUGUUCACGCCGAAGCAGCUGGAGAAGGCUACCCGUGGGUACGCGCGCGAGAACCUGCUGGGGCGCGGGUCAUUUGGGUACGUGUUCAAGGGCGAGAUGCUGGGGUGCAAGGUGGCGGUGAAGCGGCUGGAGGGGCAGGGGUGGCAGGGGCCAGACGAGUUCCGCAUGGAGGUGGAGGUGCUGAGCCGCAUGCGCCACCCCAACAUCGUGCUGCUCAUGGGCUGCUGCGUCGAGGAAAUGGCCCUCAUCUACGAGUUCCUCUCGGGCGGCACACUACAGGACAAGCUCGGCCCGCCAAAGACGCCCGACGCCGUGCCUCUCUCGUGGGUGGACCGGCUGAGAAUCUUCUCGGAGAUCUCGUCGGCGCUGCUGUACCUGCACCAGAACGAGCCGCCCAUCGUGCACCGCGACUUAAAGCCCGACAACAUCCUGCUGGACGCGCACAUGAUGAGCAAGAUCGGCGACGUGGGGCUGGCGCGGCUGCUGUGCGCCGACGACGUGAUGACGAUGAAGGUGCGCGGCACGGCGGGGUACAUCGACCCCGAGGAGGUGGAGACGUGUGAGAUCAGCGUGCUGUCUGACAUCUACGCGCUCGGCCUCAUCCUGCUGCAGCUGCUCACGGGGCAGAGGAGCGUCAAGGCCGUGCACCGCAUGCUCGCUGACUGCACCGCCCGCCCCGCCAGGCCCGCCCAGCCCAGGGCGGCGGCGGGCGCGGAGGUGGUGCUGCGCUAUCUGGACACGGCGGCCGGCGACUGGCGGCUGGACCUGGCGGAGCAGGUGGCGGCGCUGGCGCUGCGGUGCGCUGAGCGGCGAAGGGAGAGGCGGCCCGACCUGGCGGAGGAGAUCCACCCCACCCUCGUGCGCGUGGCGGCUGAGGCCGGCGCGGAGGAGAGACGACGCAAGAAGCGCAUCGACUCGCAGUUCAUCUGCCCCAUCUCCAAGGAGAUAAUGAAGGACCCAGUGGUGGCGGCGGAUGGCUUCACAUACGAGCGCCAGCACAUCACUGCCUGGAUGGCCUCCUCCUCGCUCUCCCCCGCCACAGGCCAGCCGCUCCCCCACACGUGCCUCACGCCCAACAACGUGCUCAAGAACCUCAUCGCCUCGCACAACAACGCGAGGCCAUAUCACGUUUCCGCACUCGGUCGCACUGGCAUCGCCCUUCCGCAAAUAUCGCAUUUGGCCCUAUCGUCUUCCGCGUCCCCCGCGCUUCCCCCAACCGUCUCUUGCAUACCCCCCACGCACACGCCCACGCUUUCCCUCAUCGUCGCUCACGCUUUCCCCCAUCGUCGCUCACGCUUCCCCUUACCGCCGCUCACGCUUCCUCCUGCCUUCACCCACGCUUCCCCCUACCGUCGCGAGCGCCUUCCCCCACCUUCAUGCAUCGCCGCUCAUCGCCCACGAUUUCUCCCACCGUCGCCCACACUUCCCCGCACCGUCGCCCACGCUUUCCCCCACCGUCGCCCGCGCUUCCCCUCCCAUCGCCCUCCCUGUCGCCUAGAAAUUUCCCUUACCGCCGACCUCCCUUCCCUCGUGCCUCUCUCCACGUCGCCAUCACUCCCCUGCCUAUCACGUUCCCCCUCUUCAUCACCAUCGCUUCUCCACCCACACCGCCCACCCUCUCAUCCAUUCCUAUCGUAUUUAGGUUCGUCGUUGCUUCCCUUCCCCUUUGACUCUCUCUACUCCUACACCACCACCUUGCCUCCUCUCUCUUGCGCCAACCUCCUCUCUCUUGCGCCAACCUCCUCUCUCUUGCGCCAACCUCCUCUCUCUUGCACCAACCACGCACGCAUGGCAGGUGCUGCUGCGGCUUUGGAGCAGAGUGCUGGGCGCACAGCUGGGGCAGCGCGUGCAGGCGGGCAGCAAGGAGCGCAAUGCUGCAGGGGGCGGGGCAGGGGAGCGGGGGGAGGCGGGGCAAGGGAGCGGGGGAGGCUGGGCAGGGGAGCGGGGGAGGCUGGGCAGGGGAGUGGGGGAGGCGGGGCAGGGGAGCGGGGGAGGCGGGGCAGGGGAGCGGGGGAGGCGGGGCAAGGGAGCGGGGGAGGCAGGGCAGGGGAGCCCUUGAGGCGGGGCAGGGUUGCGGGGGAGGCGGGGCAUGGGAGCGGGGGAGGCGGGGCAGGGGAGCGGGGGAGGCGGGGUUUAGGGAGAGAGGGUGCAGGGAUCCUCCUAUCCCCCGUUCCACCCUGA